Molecule: messenger RNA, 9106 nt
Organism: Brienomyrus brachyistius
Lineage: Eukaryota; Metazoa; Chordata; Actinopteri; Osteoglossiformes; Mormyridae
Product: NACHT, LRR and PYD domains-containing protein 12-like
Exons: 7
Coding region: 2271-5084 (937 amino acids)
Molecular function (GO): protein binding
Source: RefSeq, a predicted model, not a curated record
CUUUUGAAAAGAUACGGACACAAAGCACAGAGGUUGCUGGUAGAGCUAGAUAUCUAUGGGCCAGUGUAUGGAGAUGGGGGAUGUGCUUGCCAGUACACAUAACCUUCGUGGGCGGUUGUAAAUGGAAAUGCUCUCAUACUGGAGACCUGGGUCUCUUGCUUACAUUUUUCAUAUUUAUGUACUGAAUAGCUGUAAUAUCAAACACUAUCGCAGUAAAAGCAACCAACGAAACAGCUGGAAGUACAAGACAGACUUAUUUUUUACGUGGGAAUGUAACUGAAACAAUACAAAGGUGAAGGGCACUGUGUAAAUAAGCACAGCAUGCUUUAUUAUAUGAGUCACCCUCCAAGGUAAAGCUCUGUGCGGGGCCUCCAAGCACUAUUGCUUUGAAAACUCGACACGUGAUUCAACAUGGUGUAUCAAGCAGCCCGUCCAUAAUGUACCCUCAAGUAAAAUGUUACCGACUAAUGUUCCUGAUAUACCAUCCUUGAUAACGGUGGGCUUCUAAAUAUUUAGUCUAGUAAAAAUCUGAGUAUCAAAUGAGUUCUUCUAUCCCAAGCCACAGUCUAAAAGCAAUGAUACUGCCACCGAUUACAUCUGUUCUAGGGAGAUGCACUCCUAUUGCCACUAGGGGAGCUGUCACCUUCUCUCAGUCCUGAUAAAUAAUGUAAUGCCGUCUAGGAAACCAAUUCAGUUGAAUUAGAUGCGAGAAAAUGUGAGAAAUGUUCUGUUCUCAGACAACAAAGUUAAUUUAAGAAGAAUGAUUCGUUUUCAAAAUUUUAGGUGUGUAGAACCACUGUACAUGAUUCAAAUGAGAAAAAAUAAUUUUUAUUUUCAGUGUGGUUGGUUGAAACAAAAUCGUCUGGAUUUGUACAUUGCGGACCUGAAUCUUCCACCUCUGUUUGUAAUGGAGUACUUUUGUGAGUAAGGUGAGUAAUGAAACCGACAGGUGCAAACAAUUCAAAGAACAAGGGAAUUUCAAACUCAGAUGAAGACAGGAGCAGUCUGGGUAAUGUAGUCUGUUAAUCCUGGCCUGUGACAUAUACAGCCCUACAGACCAUAUAGUUGGAAGGCUGCUGUGGUUGACAGUUGGUGAACUGACUAUUGAAUAUAAAGCUAACAUUACUUUUGGUUUUUAUUACAGAGUCAGAUUGUGAAACACGGAAACCGGUUUAUGUACAACCAUAAUCAUCUAAGCGAUGGAUCACCAUUCCCAUGUAGAGGUUUGGCUAUAACAUUUCAGUCUGUGAUGGAUGUUGUCCAUGAAUACCAGACACUGAAAGGCAGGAGAACUUAAGCUGAGUAACUGUUUUCAGCUGAAGGUUGUUGAAAAUAACAGACGAAAAGUUCACUCUCUACAGUGCUCUUCCUCCAGCUACUUCCUUACUGCACUGCACCAAAUGUUACAGAUGGACUGUAACAGAACAGAAUAACUUAGCAGACAAAUAGCUCACUGUAGUGCUCUUCCUCAGGUUACUUCCUUACCAUAUCGCAAUGCACCAAGUGUUACAGACGUACUGUAACAGAACACAGUAACUUAGCAGACCAAAAGUUCACUCUCUGCAGUGCUCUUCCUUCAGCUACUUCCUUACUGCACUGCACCAAAUGUUACAGACGUACUGUAACAGAACAGAAUAACUUAGCAGACCAAUAGUUCACUCUCUACAGUGCUCUUCCUUCAGCUACUUCCUUACCAUACCGCACUGCACCAAAUGUUACAGACGGAUUGUAACAGAACAGAAUAAUUAAGCAGACAAAACCUCACUCUCUGCAGUGCUCUUCCUUCAGCUACUUCCUUACUGCACUGCACCAAAUGUUACAGACGGACUGUAACAGAACAGAAUAACUUAUCAGACAAAAAGCUCACUCUCAGCAGUGCUCUUCCCCAAGCUACUUCCUUAGCAUACUGCACUGCACCAAAUGUUACGGACAUAAUGUAACAGAAUAACUCAAUCAUAAAUAUGUAUAAUAAUAUAGGAUGCUGUGUUAGUGUAUAUUAGUCUAUGCUGAUUUUGCCAUCAUUGCGUUAAUGUGAUCUGUUGGGUCUUAAACUAUUUUUCUUGUUGUCUAUCUUGGACGCGUCUCUCUUUCAAAAGAGAUUUUGAAAAUCAGUGAGUCUAACCUGGUUAAAUAAAGGUUUAAUAAUGAUGCAGAACAUAAGCACACACAUGUGCUUCUUAUAGUAAUGAAUGAAUCAUAGCAGGUGUCUCCAGCAGCCACAUAAGACUGUGAACAGGAAACCUGCCUUCUGUUAACAGAAAGGACAGUGUAUGUGUGGGAGUGACCAUGUACAGGUUUGUGACAUCUCAAAAACACAUCUCCAACUUCUGCAGACCCAGACCUCGCUCACUGACCUCUUGCUGGAUUAUCUAAAUGAUCUCAGUGAUGAAGAGUUGAAGGAGUUUAAACUGCGUCUCCCAGUGAAUAAAGAGUUAAAGCCCCUUCCCAAGGGUCAGAUGAAAACCUUGGGCAGAACAGAUUUCGCCGAAAUGAUGAUGAAUUCCUACAGUAAAGCCGGGGCUCUCAAAGUCACGCUUGAGAUCCUGAAGAAGAUGAACUUGAAUGACCUUGCUCAGAGACUGAAUGAAGACCUGCAGAAGUGUAACCAAGCAGAAAGUGAGCAGAGUGACAUGUUGGAGACGAGUCAACUCAUGUUGCACAAAAUAAAAUGCUCUUUGAAAGAGAAAUUUGAGUGUGUGUAUGAAGGGAAAGCUAAGGAAGGACAGCGAAUACUUCUCAGUGAGAUUUACACAGAACUCUACAUAACUGAAGGUGGGACUGGAGGAGUCAAUGAUGAACAUGAAGUGAGACAGAUUGAAACAGCAUCCAAGAAAAGGCGAACAGAAGAUACUACAGUCAAGUGCAAUGAUAUAUUUAAACCCUUAUGUGGGCGUGAGACACCUAUCAGAACUGUACUCACUAAAGGGGUGGCAGGUAUCGGGAAAACAGUCUCUGUGCAGAAAGUUAUUCUCGACUGGGCAGAAGGAAAAGCAAACCAGGAUGUUCACUUCAUAUUUGCUCUUCCUUUCCGGGACCUGAAUUUGAUUAAGGGUGAAUACAGUCUGAUUGAACUGCUUCACCGCUUUGUCCCAGAACUGAAAUCACUUGAAUCCACUGAGUUAUUUGGGUACAAAGUCUUGUUCAUCUUUGAUGGUCUGGAUGAGUGUCGCCUUCCUCUAAAUUUUCGGAACAAUGAGAGUUGGUUUGAUGUAACAACGAAAAUGUCACUGGAUCUACUAUUGACUAACCUCAUUAUGGGGAAUCUGCUCCCAUCUGCUCUCCUUUGGAUAACCUCCCGGCCAGCAGCAACCAAUCAGAUACCUCCUGAGUACAUCCACCGGGUGACAGAGAUACGAGGGUUCAGUGAUGCCCAGAAGGAGGAGUAUUUCCGGAGGAGAUUCAGCGAUGAGAGCCUGGCCAGCAGGAUAAUCACACAUGUGAAAUCAUCAAGGAGCCUCCUCAUCAUGUGCCACAUACCUGUGUUCUGCUGGAUUUCAGCCACUGUGCUUAAGAGGCUUUUUACUGAGAAUGACAGGGGAGAAAUCCCAAGGACUCUGACUGAAAUGUACACACACUUCCUGAUUCAUCAGGCAAGUUUUAAAAAAGACAAGUAUAUGAAAAACUAUGAAAGCAAGCUAAAUGAAAACAGCAAGGAAUUCCUUUUGAAACUUGGUAAAUUGGCUUUUGACAACCUUGAGAAAGGCAAUCUCAUAUUUUAUAAGCAAGAUCUGACAGAGAAUGACAUUGAUGUCACUGAAGCUUCAGUUUACUCUGGAGUGUGCACAGAAGUCUUUAAAGAGGAGUAUGGGUUGUACCAGGAGAAGGUGUACUGCUUUGUGCAUCUGAGCAUCCAGGAGUAUCUCGCUGCUUUAUAUGUGUUUCUGUCAAACUCAUCAGCUGACCUGCUGAAGACUGCAGUGAAUCAGGCAUUAGAGAGCAAGAAUGGACACUUGGACCUCUACCUCCGCUUCCUCCUGGGCCUCUCAACAGACUCCAGUAAGACUCUGUUACAAAGGCUACUGGGGCCGACAGAAACCUGCUCACAAACCAUUAAGGAAACAUCCCAAUACAUCCGUCCAUCCAUUUUCCAAACCAUUCAUCCGUUAGGCUCUCUGAGAGUCCUGAACCUAUUCCGGAAACCAUGGGCACGAGGCAGGGAACAACCCAGGACGGGGGGGCACCCCAUCACAGCAGCCCAAUACAUCAAGGAGAAAAUACAGGAGAAUUUAUCUCCAGAAAGGACCAUCAACCUCUUCCACUGUCUGAAUGAACUUGGUGACAAUUCUCUAGUAGAGGAAGUACAAAGAUACCUGAAUUCAGGAAACAUUUCAGCAGAUGACCUCUCACCUGCACAGUACUCAGCUCUGGCCUUUGUGAUGCUGAUGUCAGAUGAGGAGCUGGAUGUGUUUGAUCUGAAGAAAUACAUUAGAUCAGAUGAAGAGCACUGCAGGCUGCUGCCUGUGGUCAAGAACUCCAGGACGGCUCUGCUGAACAGCUGUGAUCUCAUAGAUAAACACUGUGAAAUGCUGUCUUCAGCUCUAAGAUCAAACUCUUCCCCCCUGAGAGAGCUGGACCUGAGUGACAAUAACCUGAAGGAUUCAGGAGUGAAGCUGCUCUCUACUGCACUGGGGGAUUUACACUGUAAACUGGAGAUAUUGAGGCUGUCAGGCUGUAGAGUCACAGAAGAAGGCUGUUCUUCCCUGGCUUCAGCUCUGAGGUCAAACCCCUCACACCUGAGAGAGCUGGACCUGAGCUACAAUCACCCAGGAGACUCAGGAGUGAAGCUGCUCUCUGCUGUACUGGAGGAUCCCAGCUGUAAACUGGAGAAGCUGCAGGUGGGUCGGUGUGAACUCACAGAGAAAUGCUGUGAGGCACUGGCUUCAGCUCUCAGAUCAAACUCCUCACCCCUGAGAGAGCUGGACCUGAGUAACAAUGACCUGCAGGACUCAGGAGUGAAGCUGCUCUCUGCUGGACUGGGGGACUUACACUGUAAACUGGAGAUACUGAGGAUCACCGUCCUGCUGGAAGAUCCAAUGAAGGCCCAGUUUUUGUUUCCUGGCAGCGGCAGCCAAAUUUUGAUAUAAAAUGUCCUGGUAUUUCAUGGACCCCAUAGUGCCAUGUACCCUAACGAGGUUUCCAGGGUUUUUGGAGGAAAAACAGCUCCACAACAUCACAGAACCUCCAUCAUAUCUUACAGUUGGGAUAAGGUUCAUUUCAUUAUAACCAUCCUUCUUUUUACGCCAAACCCACCUUGAAUGUUUAUUGCCAAAACUUCCAUUUUUGUUUCAUCAGACCAUUGAAUUUGAUUCCAGUUAAAGUUGUAUAAUGUUUUGCAAACUCCUGGCACUAACAUUUUAAGUAACUGGCAGAAAAAGCUUCUUUCUGUCAUAACUUUCAAAACGUCUGUUAGCAUGAAGGGGGCGUCUGAUGGUUUUUUGGAGACGUGGUAACCCGAAGAUUUUACUUUGUCUGGUAAUUGACUAACAGUCAUCCUUGGGGACUUUUUGCCUCUCUUACGAUCCUCCUCACUGUUUGUGGGGGCAAAAUAAACUUGGGUCCUCUUUCAGGCAAGUUUCUAACAGUUCCAGUUGAUGUCCACUUUUAAAUUAUUGCCCUAACAGUAGAAAUGGGCAUUUUAAGGCGAGUAGCUAUUUUUUAAUACCCAUUCCCUGACUAAUGAAGUCAGCACACUUCUCCCUCAUUUGGUCUGUGUGUCUCUUAUCUUUCCCAUGUUGAUGGAUGACUAAGGGAAUUUGGCCUCUGUGUCUCCUCAUGUUUGUACCCCAGUUACUCAGGAAGUCAUGGAUUACAGCUUGAAGGUUCUUAUUCACCCCAAUCAACUCAAAGAUGUAUAAUUUACAUGGGAAAUAUGCUUCAGUUACAUUGCGUUCACUAUAAUUUGCAGGGCUGCCAAUAAUCGUGGCUCAUGUGUUUUUGUUAAAAAUAAUUAUUUCUUGAUGAAGGAUUUGAUUUUUCUUCAAAUAAAUUGAUUUUAAUUAAAGGUUGGAUUUUUCUCAUUUUUUCCGUGUGAGAUGAAGCACCUUCACCAGAAGGUGGAUUUUUUCUUACCCCUUGUACAAAGGGGUGCCAAUAAUUGCGGAGGGCAUGUAUGUAUAACUGAGGCUGAUGUGGUACAAAGCCUGGCUAAACUCAAAAUAAAUAAAUCACAGGGCCCUGGUGGCAUCUUACCUAUAAUUUAUAAAGAGAUGAGGGAUAUUAUUAGCCAACCUUUAACUUUACUGUUUCUGAAAUCCUUAUUUGCACGUGGUACCUUAUGAUUCGAAUUAUACUAAUAUAACACCCAUAUUCAAAAAAGGGGAUAGAUGUAAUCCAGCAAACUACAGGCCAAUUACUUUAACUUGCAUAAUUUGAAAAGUAAUAGUAGUUAUAAUACAAGUGAAAAUGGUAGAUUACCUGGAUACAAAUAACAUUCUGAGGGGUAGCCAACAUGGAUUUAGGAGAAGUAGAUCCCGUUCAACUAAUCUACUUCAGUUCUUUGAGGAAGCUACAAGAGAAAUUGAUCACAUAAAGUACUUAGAUUUGCAGAAGGCCUUUGAUGUUGUCCCCCUCAAACAACUCUUGCUUAAACUCAAAGCUGCAGGGAUUUUAGGAACUGUAGCAGUUUGGAUAGAAAACUGGUUAACAGACAGGAAGCAGCAGGUAGUUAUUAGAGGCACAAUGUCACAGUGGGCCUGCGUUCAUAGUGGGGUACCGCAGGGUUCAAUUUUAGGACCACUAUUGUUCCUUUACAUUAAUAAUAUUGACACCAGUGCAUACAGUAAACUAGUUCAAUUUGCAGAUGACACCAAGGUGGAUGGUGUACUAUAGCAGAUAUUGAACUAGCAGCACAGAAGCUACAAUGGGAUCUUGAUUUAAUUAGUGACUGGGCUGACACCUGGCAGAUGAAAUUUAACGUAUGCAGGGAGCAGAAAUAUAAAAUACAGAUAUUUUAUGGGUCCCACUGAAAUAAAGGUAGCUGAAUAUGAACUGAAUAAAUCCGAAUAAAGACCUUGGUGUGUAUGUUGAUGCUUCCAUGUCCCACUCUCACCAGUGUGGAGAAGCAAUUAAAAAGGCCAGUAGGAUGUUGGGUUACAUCUCUAGGUGUGUGGAGUUUAAGUUAAAUGACUGAACCUGCUCUCAUCUGUGAAAAGCACAGGGCACCAGUAGCAGACCUGCAAAUUCUGGUAUUCUAUGGCAAAUGCCAAUCGAGCUCCAUGGUGCUGGGCAGUGAGCACAGGACCCACUAGAGGACGUUGGGCCCUCAAGCCACCCUCAUGAAGUCUGUCUCUGACCAAACAAUCAGAAACAUUCACACCAGUGGCCUGCUGGAGGUCAUUUUGUAGGGCUCCCGCAGUGUUCAUCCUGUUUCUCCUUGCACAAAGGAGCAGAUACCGGUCCUGCUGAUGAGUUAAGGACCUUCUACGGCCCUGUCCAGCUCUCCUUGAAUAUCUGCCUGUCUCCUGGAAUCUCCUCCAGGCUUGGACGGCUCAGAGAGCGAUCAAAAAGCAGGCAACAGGCAGGAUACGGGACGAAUGGGGGUUUAAUCAGGAGAUCCGUGUUAGGGAACAUAGGACGGCAACCGACAUCAAUGACAGACAAGGGGUUCAGGCACGCCAGAGACUUAAAUACAUCAGACAAAGCAAAAGAUAACAAGACAUGGCUGGGCACGAUCAGGGAAUCACACGUGGGUAAUUAGGGGGCAUGGCACACACAAGGAGCGGACGGGCCGGGCAUCACACAUGAGCAUAUAUUUUAUUCCUAACAGAACAUAGAUAGCAUAACAAAUGUCCAAACUGGGAAAUUGUAGACCUUUAUCCAGUAAAUGAGCUCAUUUAAAAUUUGAUGCCUGCUACAUGUCCCAAAAAAGUUGGUACAGGGGUAACAAGUGGCUGAAAAAGCAAGAAAGUUUAAAAAGAUUCAGCUGGGAGAACAUCUAGUAACUAAUUAAGUUAAUUGAUAUCAGGUAUGUAUCCAGAUUAGGAUUAAAAGGGAUGUCUUAGAGAGGCAGAGUCUCACAAAAGUAAAGAUGGGCAAAGGCUCUCCAAUCUGUGUAAGAGUGAAUAAAAAGAUUGUGGAAUACUUUAAAAACAAUGAUCCUCAAUGUCAAAUUGCAAAGGAUUUGCAAAUCUCAUCAUCUACAGUGCAUAACAUCAUCAAAAGAUUGAGGGAAACUGGAGAUAUCUCUGUGCGUAAGGGACAAGGCCGAAGACCUGUAUUGGAUGCCCGUGGUCUUCAGGCCCUCAGACGACUCUGCAUCACUCAUCAGUAUGAUUGUGUGAAUGACAUUACUAAAUGGGCCCAGGAAUACUUCCAGAAAGCACAGUCGGUAAACACAAUCCGCCGUGCCAUCUGCAGAUGCCAGCUAAAGCUCUAUCAUGCAAAAAGGAAGCCAUAUCUGAACAUGGUCCAGAAGCGCCGUCGUGUCCUGUGGACCAAGACUCAUUUGAAAUGGACUGUUUCAAAGUGGGAAAGUGUUCUAUGGUCAGACGAGUCCAAAUGUGACAUUCUUGUUGGUAAUGAAGGGCGCCGUGUCCUCCGGGCUAAAGAGAAGGGAGACCUUCCAGCGUGUUAUCAGCGUUCAGUUCAAAAGCCAGCAUCUCUGAUGGUAUGGGGGUGCAUAAGUGCAUACGGUAUGGGCAGCUUGCAUGUUUUGGAGGGAACUAUGAAUGCUGAAAGGUAUAUAAAGGUUUUAGAGCAACAUAUGCUCCCCUCCAGAGGACGUCUGUUUCAGGGAAGGCCUUGUGUAUUUCAGCAGGACAAUGCAAAACCACAUACUGCAGAUAUUACAACAGCAUGGCUUCAUGGGAGAAGAGUCCGGGUGCUGAAUUGGUCUGCCUGCAGUCCAGAUCUGUCACCUAUAGAGAACAUAAUUACAAGUGACACCCAUGGUGCACUGUGAACAGGUAAACAGGGCCACAGAGCCUGCAGAUAAUUAUCUGUGACACGCAUGGUGCACUGUGAGCAGGUAAAAUUAAAAUUUAAUAUAUUGAGGACGGCAUGGUGGUGCAGUGGUUAGCACUGUUGCCUCACACCUCUGGGACCUGGGUUUGACUCUCCGCCAGGGUCACAUGUAUGUGGAGUUUGCAUGUUCUCCCCAUGUUGUCGU